AUGUCAAAUGAACUGUCAAAGGCAUUGCAAAGGAAAGAUCAAGAUAUCAUGAAUGCAAUACAAUUGGUGAGAUUGUGCAAACGACGACUCCAAAUAAUGAGAGAUGAAGGGUGGGACUCCUUUUUGGAAGAAUUGUGUUCUUUCCGUCAACAACAUUACCUUGAUGUAUCCAACAUGGAUGAUAUGCUUUCUGUCAUCGAUUUACAACUUCAAGAAUUGAAUGAUUGUUUCGUGGAGGUAAAUAUAGAGUUACUCCUUUGUAUAGCUUGUAUGUCAUUGUACUUAACGAUCCACUUGAAACUUAUAUAUUUGACAUGUGCUCAAACAAAGAUUGAAGGUUUGAAUGACCUUGGUGAUCUUGCGGAGAAGUUAGUAUUGACAAAGAAAUAUAAGGAAAAUAUCAAUCAGCAGCCCCAGUCUUCUCAAGCAUACUUCUUGGAAUUAGCAGAUUACUUGCCUCAAUCCUCUCCAGCAGAUUACUUGCCUCAAUAA
Molecule: messenger RNA, 492 nt
Organism: Olea europaea var. sylvestris
Lineage: Eukaryota; Viridiplantae; Streptophyta; Magnoliopsida; Lamiales; Oleaceae
Exons: 4
Coding region: 1-492 (163 amino acids)
Source: RefSeq, a predicted model, not a curated record